AGGGGGCGUGGUGUUCUCUGCCUCUCAUCUUGCCCUCCCAGCUGAGGGGAGGAACAAGGCGCUUCCCGGCAUGCAGCGCGCAGGGGGCGCGGCGUUCUCUGCCUCUCACCCGCCCACCCAGCAGAGGGGAGGAGCGAGACGCCUCCCGGCAUGCAGCGCGCAGGGGGGCGUGGCUCUCUGGGGCUGCCUCACCUGCCCAGUCGAGGGGCGCCGCAGUUCGGAGGAGGAUGCAGCGCCUGCAGGUGGUUAUCGGGCACCUGGCCGGGGCCGGGGGCGGCCGGCCUGCCUCGUUGCGGCCCAGCCCUUGCCUGGGCUUCUCUGGGGCCGCCCUCUCGACGGCGGCUGCCCCGGAGGAUGUGGUGGUGGUCCACGGGCGGAGGACGCCUAUCGCCAAGGCCAAGAGGGGCGGCUUCAAGGUAGUGGAAGCGAGCAGGUGUUGGGGGGGGAGAGGGAGGCGCAGGUGGAGGCGGCUGAGGCAAUGCUGCGAUGCUUUCAAGUUCUCUGCAUUUUCAAAACCUAUUUUUCCUUUUUAAAUCGUUAAUGAACAGUUCAGUUCAUUAAUUAAUAUCAUUAGUUCAAAAACCAUUCCCUUUUUAUGAGCUUUUAGGGGGGUUUUUUGCCUUUUAUCUUAGAAGCAUAAAAUAGAGGUGGUAGGGUCAUCUAGUACAACCCCCUGCAAUGCAGGAACCUCAACUAGAUCCGACGUGAUAGGCGUAAACUACUUUUUGUGGCUGGGAAAAGGAGAUUGGGAGGGGUGUGUGGAAAAAAGAGAAAUAGAAUUGUAGAGGUAGAAGGGGCCACGAGGGUCAUUUAGUCCAACCCUUUUUUCUCCAGUGUGGGGCUCGAACCCACAGCCCUAAGGUUAAGAGUUUCACAUUCUUAUUCUUAAUGACUGAGCUAUCCCAGCAAAAAUGAACUAACUCCCAGAGCAAACACAGUGUCCGAAGUGGUUCCUUGACUGGCUUUCUCUUUACUAAGCUACCCAACAGAUUACAGAUUAAUUUGUUGCAAGCCACCUUGAGGCCUGGUUCAGGGGUGCAGGUGGUGGUGGAAGGUGGGAUAUAAGUAAACAUUUGACAGAUUUAGUGUACUUAUAUGCUGCUUUUCCGCAACGAACUAUGCCCAAACAACAGAAUACAGCUCAUUGGAAAUACAAUUGUGCAAAAUACAUGACAUGCCAGUAAACUCAAAAGUGGCAAAAAUUAGCAAUUUGGCAGAUGCCGAAUGAAUUCAGUGCUACGAAAAGUAAUUUUUAAAAAGAAUAAAGGUUUAAGUACAUAGUUACAUAGCAAAGCCCUUAGUGUGGGAAACACGCAAGAGAACAGUUUUCUGUUUCUUCCCCAUCUAGGAAACUACACCUGAUGAGCUUCUUGCUGCGGUCAUGACAGCUGUCCUUAAAGACCUAAAUCUAAGCCCUGAGAAGCUGGGAGAUAUCUGUGUAGGUGAGUAAUUUAUUUUGAAGUUGCAUCGCUGUACAUAUUUCUGUUUCUGCCCCAGUUGUAACUGUAAAUUUGCUAACCUUGUGCUAUGGAAUGAUUGAGACUUCCUGUCUGGGAAAUGGGCUGUCAUCUUCUUAUUAAAUGCUGAAUUGCGCCUUCUUAAAAAAUAAAUCUGGAGAUGGCAUUUAAACUGCAGAUAACAAAUGCAGAUUAAUCUCUUUGCACCUAGGAAAUGUUCUUCAACCUGGAGCUGGAGCUUUAGUGGCGAGGAUUGGACAAUUUCUAAGGUGAACUUCGCUAUUUAACACUCUUGAUACCAGAUAAGAAACAGGAUAGAGAUUGGGGCUGCCAGCUUUGGCUAAUGUUUGAGUGCGCAGAAGGAGUAUUGCUGGUUUGUCCUACUUUUGUGAACUUUGUCAUGCGUUGUGGGGCAGAUAGGAGGUGUGGUGAUAACUAUCUCAGGUUCUCCACACACCAAGAGGAAAAUAGCAAGGCAGGGGAGGAGGAAUACUGGAUGAGAUGAAACUUGAUAGUCACUCCACUGGCUAAGGAACAAGUGUUAGUAACUUAAGUAAUUCCAAGCUGGCUUGAAAGAGGCCAAGGAAAAGUGGUGUAAUGGUUUAGGGAUGUGCUGUUGUCUGUUUUGCCACACACCCCCACCACCACAGGUGAGGCCUUUGUUGUGUACUUCACCUGUCUUUAAGAGGUUGGGCUAUGAAACUGAGGUUGUACUUUAGAAAGAUACGAGCAAAUGGCUUUUCACUUACUCAACACAUCACUAGAAUAAAAGAAUUGUGCAUGUGUGCAGAAAGGCGUUUGGUAAUAUUUUGGAAAAUACUUUGCAAAUUGGUUCAGUCAGGACAUGGUGAGUAAGUCAGAAUCACAUUCUGCAAGCUGGUUUGCUAUGCUUCCCCACCUCCCGAAGGCAGUUUGUGGUGGAUCAGUGCUCUUCACUUUCUAGGGGCUUUUGAGUCUUUCAGCUGUAGCAGUUUGAGAAAGAGCUCAGCAGCAGACCAUGUGCAUUGCAUGCCAAAGGUUCAGUCCUACACAUCUCUAGAUAGGGCUGGAAAAGACACCUGUCACCCUGAAAAUCUGCUGCCCAUCAGAUGUGGGGAGCAUUUGGCCCUCCAGGUGUCACACAUGAAUGCCAGCAAGCAUGGGUAAUGGCCAGGGAUGGUGGGAAUUGUAUUUCAGCAACAUCUGGAAGGCCAAAGGUUCUACACAUCUGGCAUAGACGACCCAAAGCUAGAUGGUCCAGUAGUCUGAUUUACUACGUCAGCUUUCUUGAACUAUAACGUAUAGACUGUAAUCCCCAAAACUACACCAGAUCCUUAGUCCUACUAUCUUCAUUGAGAAUAAGGAGUCUUAAGUGGCUAGAAUAGCUUAUGUAUCUUGCAUUAUCUUACUCUCAGCAUAAACAGACCCUCAAAAGAAUGACUCCAUCCCUCUAAAUUGACAUCUCUGAGAUGGGCUUCCAACUUUGUUUCUGUGCUAAUGAAUCAUCUUGCUUGUGUCUUGUUUCAGUGGCAUUCCAGAGACUGUACCAAUAUCAUGCGUUAACAGGCAGUGCUCAUCUGGGUUGCAAGCUCUGAUCAAUAUAGCUGGUAAGAAGGGAGCUGGUGACUGGGCUUGAUGGCAAAAAGCUCAUGAAAAUUCUGCAUUCAAAGUAAAUUCUGCAUUUCAGUAAUUCUGACAUAUUCCUGUUAAGCAUGGGGUAUGCCUAUUUUGUAUCUUUGAUUAAUAGUUUAAGUUUUGCAGAGUCUGGAUGUGUGGUGUAAUGUGAUUGAUGUGUAUAAAGGAAUAUAUUGAGGCUGGGAGGAGAGGCACUGGUAGCAAUACAGGAUAGAGAAGUUGUCUCCUUCCCCCACAAAUGUUUUUGCAGGCAUUGCAUGCACACUUUCAAAUACAAUUUCACAUUUAAGAACUUAAGACACCCCCCCAGAUUCUCAGGAAUGUGUAUAUUGUAGCACAUAAGGAGCUUGCCUCAAAAUUCUGCACUUGUGGCUUUUCAGAGGCCUGGUUAAUCUUAGUGCUUUUGAAAAUCCUGAUCAAAGCAAGUGUCAGCUUGGCAUGUGAAGACUUAAAUUCCUGGAGCUGAACUUCCUGUGCAGUUUGUAUAUUGACUCGUGUUGCUAGAUGGAGUUAAUAUUCCUAGACCAAUAAGUUUCUUUCCAUGAAGAUCUGGGUGUGUUCAUUAUUAUUUUUUACAUUUCUAUACUGCCCUUCAGUCUAUACUGCCCUUCACGGGGCAGUUUAGAAUACAAACACAAAAAUACAUACCAUAAAAACAAACACACACACACACACACACACACACCCGUUUAAAAGGAUAUAGAUUGUGUACUUAGCCAAAGGCCUGGGAGAAGAGGAAUGUUUUUGCCUGGUGCCUAAAGAUAUGUAAUGAAGGCAACAGAAGAGGCUCCUUGUAGUUAGUAGCUAAAGGAAUCAACUUUACUGAGAUUUGUAAAUUCUUAAUAAUAUUAAUCAGGUUGGAGAAUAAGUGAAGUGUUUUAGUUCCCAGAAUAUGUAAUCCCCUCUGUCUGUGCAAUAUUGGUGAGAGGGGUGCUCAUCAAGGUUGAUCUUAAAUUAUUGCUUGUUUUAUUUGUAGGUGGCAUCAGAAAUGGAGCUUACGACAUGGGCUUGGCCUGUGGGUAAGGCGAGUCUUUUCACGAACUUCCCUUGCUAGUCUGUAACCUCAGUCACGUUCUCUUCACAGAUCAUAUAGUAUUUUAUCGAGUGAGGCAGCCGGUACAGAAGGGGGAGCUUUUUCCAUUCUGGCAUUUUAGGAAUGUAAAAACACCCUCCGUGUUUCAUGCUAGCAAUGGCAAAGCAAUGUUUGCACUAGACUAAAACACCCGAAUCCAUUAUGGAAACUUGUGGGUCUGAUGCAACUUCCACUUAAAUUUGAUUUAUAAUUUACUUAGGGCGGUUCUACUUAAUCCAAUUGACAUUCCUCCCCAUUGAAACUUGUGAUUUGAAGCCUGGCCUUAUAGGUGUUACGUUUCACUGUGUGUUUUAUGAAAAUCAGUAGGAUAGUCAGUAGCACAGAUAUCUUCCACCUGCUAAUCCUGUUCCUAGGAUUAAGUCCUAGGUUUUUCCAGGAUGUUGUAGAGCACAGGUUGCUAUUCAUUGGCUCUCAAGUACCUGUAGCAGUUCAUAGCAGGGAUAAUGAGUCUGUGUCGUCUUCCAAGUCAUGUGGCUACCAGUAGUAGUUUGUGAGACAGUCAACUUGCAGCACCUCUUUCCUCUCCCAUUAUUUCUGUGACUACCUGUUCAAACAGUCCCACAAUGGUAGCCUACAGAGAGAGUCUUCCAGAAAGCUAGAGGUAUCUGUGUAUCCUUCCAGCCUCCACUCAUUCCACAUGUGGUGUGGCUGAAGUUUUUUAGCAGUAACAGGCAGACGUUUUAAGUCCACGUGGUUUUACAACCUCUGUAAAAAACCAUUUAAGUCAGACUGCAAUAAACUUGCGUGCUCUUGAACUGUGUGCAUCUGUAUUGUGCACCGUGACUUGCAAGACGAAUGCCUCGCAAGACAAAAAACUCGCUAGACGAAAGGGUUUUUUGUUUUUUGAGCUGCUUCGCAAGACGAUUUUCGCUAUGGGCUUGCUUCGCAAGACGGAAACGUCUUGCAAGUUUGUUUCCUUUUCUUAACACCGUUAAUACAGUUGCGACUUGACUUCGAGGAGCAACUCAUAGAACGCAGUGUGGUAGCCUUUUUUGAGGUUUUUAAAGACUUUGGUGAUUUUUGAAGCUUUUCCAAAACUUUCCCGACACCGUGCUUCGCAAGACGAAAAAAAUCGCAAGACGACAAAACUCGUGGAACGAAUUAAUUUUGUCUUGCGAGGCACCACUGUAACUCUCUUCUUCAGUUCCACUUCUGUGAAAUGGCAGGCCUCACAGGAUGACUGGUUGUUACAGGGUCAAAACGCCCCUUAUGCUAGUGUAAGAGAUGAACCCAUGAAGCGCUGUACUCAAGCUCCUUAGGUUUUACUCUCUGAAAAUAAGUGUUGGGGUGAUCAAGUGGGUGUGGUAUUCAGACCUAGUGUAGUCCUCCUAGUCCUGAGCUUGCUGGUUGAGGUCAUUCUUCAGACUCAGUUUUCAGUCCAGUUUUGCAGGGCCUUUUGAAAGUGGGCUGCUUGCAUUCUUUGGAGGUCCAAGUGCUGCCACACACAAUUUCCUGAUUAUAGCAUAAAAGCCAUUCCUGUGGGAGGGGAUGUUUACAUGUUUCAGCUUUAUACUGCUUAGGAUCACACCCUUGUUAUAAUCUAGGCUUCGUAGCUUGGUCUUAAUUUUGCAAUGACAUGUGUUGCGAAAGCAUAGCUUGCAAAUGCUAGGCCAGAAAAAUGUAGGACAAAGGCUGAUCUGGGAUUCCGAAACUGAGCACUUUGACCUUCAGUUCCUGUUGAGCAGUGCAGGCCAAGAGUUGCCACUUGUGAGUGGCUUUGUAUUGAUUUCUCCGGGAAAGACUCGCUAAGCCCACUUUUAAAAACUAUGUAGAGAAUUGCUGUAGUUAACCUACCAGCCUCCCUGGCAACAUUGAUCUGUUGUUUAAUGCUAUCAAGAGUUUAAAGUGUAGCCAGGAACUGCUCUUGCAUCUGUACAGAUUUCAGAACUGUUGACUUGGCAGAUAUGCUGCCCUUACAAAUAAAAAGUGGUAGUUGAUUCUUGUGAGCUGUAAACCUUUUGGUAUCUUCUGGUCUGGGGCUGAAAACUGACACUGCAGACAUUAAAAACCUGCUCUUUGGAAAAUCCAUGGCUUCAUUGGGUGGCUUAUUAGUUUUGUGGAGGCUGUUUGGCAACCAACCUUGCGCCAUGGACUAUUCAGUCUGACUGCUAAGACUCUGGGCUGAUGGCUGUCAUAAAAUCAGGGUAUGAUGACAUGCACAGCUUCUCUUGCUAAACAUGUAUUUUAAGACUGCAUGUAGGAGCAUUUCAGAAAAUAAUGCAAACAGUCUACCAGCUGGUGCAGAGUAAGAUCUGAAGGCACCUAAGAUCUUUAAUGCUAUCCUUCAACACACUGUUGCUUGGGAAUGAUUUCAAUAGGAUACUUCAGAGUUAAUAUAAAUAUAACUGAGGCGUCACAGUCUUUUUCAGAGUUCUGACCUGGUAGCACAGGACAGCUUUCCUCAACCUGGUUGCUCCCCUGAUGUUUUGGACUUUGGCUCCCAUCAGGUCCAGCAAGAUUGUUUAAUGAGUCAGGGAUGUUAUGAGUUAUAGUCCAAAAUGUUUAGAGGGCACCAAUCCAAGGAAGGCUGGCAGAAAUUGAUACCGUUAGAGUGGAGAAGUAGCAUCUUAUACAUGUCUACCUGGAAGUAGUCCAGUUGAGUUCAGUGGGGUUUACUCUCUGGUAAGUGGGUAUAAGAUUGCUGCUUCAAGUGAUUUUUUCCAACAGGAAAAAUAUAUGUAGGCAGCGAGUUUAUAUUUUGGUUAUGUGCUCUCUUUAUUUACUGUAUUUUUCGCUCUAUAAGACGCACUUUCCCCCUCCUAAAUAGUAAGGGGAAAUGUGUGUGUGUCUUAUGGAGCGAAUGCAGGCUGUGCAGCUAUCCCUGAAGUCAGGAGAGUGAGAGGGAUCAGUGCACACCAAUCCCUCUCGCUCUCCUGGCUUCAGGGAUAGCCGCCGAAAGCCUCCAGAGCGCAGGGAUCGGUGCGCAGCGAUACCUCUUGCUGUUCUGACCGCCUUGCUGGAGAGGUGCUGCACAGAGAGGGAGAGCUGUGCAGUGCCCCUUCAGCAAAGCGGGAGCGGAAACAGAGCCCCUUCCAUUUCUCCUCCCACUUUACUGGAGAGCCGCUGCGCAGAGAGGGAGAGAAAUUUUUUUUCCCCUUAUUCUCCUCCUCUAAAACUAGGUGCGUCUUAUGGUCAGGUGUGUCUUACAGAGCGAAAAAUACGGUAAUUCUUUUUUAGCGUUCCUAUGAAAGCAGUUAGGUACUUGUCUCUUUUACUGAUCCCUAUAUGGUUCUUUCAUACAUAUGAUAUUUGCAAAAGCAUUUCUGUCUCUCUGUUUUCCCUCCAGAGUAGAAAGCAUGUCUCUGCGUACCGUCGGCAAUCCUGGGGACGUCAGUUCUCGUAUGAUGGACAACAGCAACGCCAGAGAUUGUCUUAUCCCAAUGGGGUAGGCGUUUUUAUCUCUUCUUAUGGUUUUAGGGGGGCUUUCUUGAUGCUACAAGUGAGUUUCUGAGAAAUUGUUAAUUGUCAGGUUCCUGGUAAAGCUGAUGAAUGAUGAAAGAGGCAAGUAAAAGGCAUACAGCAAACAUAACAGCAACUUGUGUACAGUAAAAAGUCAAAGUUUGCAUGGAAGUUAUGCAUUUUGUAUAAGUUGAGCAAACUCAUCUGUUUUGUACGUGCUUGCCACUGGAGUAAGUUGUUUAAAGAAAGCAAAGACAUGGUUGGUAUUUUCCCAACAUUUUGGCAACUAUGUUUAGGCUACUCCAGUUCUUCUUUUUGCUAUUGUUUUGUUGACUAUAAUUAUUUUAUUGCUGUGAUUUUUACUUGCAAUUUAAGAAUUUGUAUUGUUUUCAUUGCUUUAUGCAGACUGUUUUGAGGUCACUUUUGUUACAGAAAGCAGUACUAUAAAAGUGUUUAAUAAAUAUGUCUUCUUCAGCCAGUUGGUCUAUUUUCCCUCCCCACUUCUUUUGAUGUUUUUCAUUGGGCAUCGCUCACAUAUUUAUAAGCUUAGUCUAUGGACUGAAAACUUGCUUUUUUAGUAAUGAAAGUUGUGAUUCUUGGCGUGGCAGAUCCUGAACAUGCAUGAUUCUGGACCCCCUGGUUCUUUCGAAAGUCACAUUGGUUCCACUCUUCCUUCACUUUCCUUAGAGAGACAAAUAUGCUCUGAACCAGUGGAUUAAUCCACCUGAUAACUAAUCUUGUUUUUCAGAAUAACCUCAGAGAAUGUAGCCGAAAGGUUUAACGUCACCCGGAAAAAGCAAGAUGCCUUUGCCUUGGCUUCUCAGCAAAAGUAAGUGGUUGCUUUUCUCCUCCAGCUCCCAAAGAAAUGGACUUUGGUUCUUUCCCACUUAGAAGCUGCCUGCAUUCUGUGUCCUGCUUUCCACAGCCACUGCUUACGGUUCACCUGUGUCUAUGCAAACACCAGCAUCCCAAAGACAGAGCAGCUUACUGAAUCCAGCAUUUCUUAGUACAUUCGUACCUUGGAAGUCGAACGGAAUCUGUUCCCGAAGUCCAUUCGACUUACGAAAUGUUCAGAAACCAAAGCGUGGCUUCUGAUUGGCUGCAGGGAGCUCCUGCAGCCAACUGGAAGUUGUGGAAGCCCCGUCAGACGUUUGGCUUCCAAAAACCGUUCACAAACCGGAACCACUCACUUCCUAAGCUGUUCGAAAACCAUGGUAUGACUAUAUUAUGUGGCUGGGGAAACCCAGCCAGAUGGAUGGAUUAUAAAUAAUAAAUUAUUAUUAUUCUUAUUAUUAUGUUUUGGCUAAGACAGCAUUAAAUCAUGCUGUGUCAUUCCUACAAAAUGACCUGUUUGGUUCAGUGGUUUAUCCAGGUUGCCCUGAUUAUAUAACAUAGUGGCUCACAGCAGGGACUUUGCUUUUUGGUUGCGUUCCUAGUGCGUAGUUGGAGAAGUCGCUUCCAAGCCAAAUGCCCUUUAGAACUUGGCCUUCCUCCCAGGGAAUUCAAGGUUCAAGCCUUUCUCCUUGCCAUUGCGAUGGCACCACCAAUCAUAGCAGUUCGUGCAUUCACACCCUCCCUCUUGCUUGCUUGUGCCUGGGGGGCUAGUCCUGAUAUGCAUAGAGGGGAAAUAAUGUCUUCUUGCCCACCCCUUUCUCCUCAGUUUGACUUGUGCUCUGGUAGGAACUCCAGAAACUGCAUUCACACCAAUUCAUGCCAUUGGUCCUGCCAGCUCAGUAAUAGCUACAAUGAAUCUGGCGCUCUCGGGCUUCAAGCAUAGCUCUUUCCCAGCUGUCCCAUGGACUUGGUAGGGACCUGGGCUUUGCUGCUGAUCUAUGGCCUUUUCUGGUGUGUGUCAAACGUUGUGUAGCUUAGCUGGCUCGAUUCAUGCGGUGCUGCUUGCUCUGCAGGCACAGGAAUGCAGUGCACCUACUUUCCAAAUGAAAGAUAUUGUCGCUUGGGUUCUGCAGCUCGAUCUGACUGUGCCUUUGAGCCAGUUAAUUGAAGUCUUUCAGUUCUGCUUAGGAAGACAAAUGUUUUGUAUUUUGCCUGGCAUGAGCAGACGCUAUGGUGCUAGCUUUGGCUUGUAUGCAGAACAUGGAAGGCAGUAAUCUUAACGGAUCAGUCUUUGCUGCAGUGUAGGGCUGUAAAAGUUUGUAGACCUGUUUGUGUUUGUCUUAGGUUUGUGUUUGUCAUCCUGUCGGAUGGAAGAGCUUUGUGGAACCUGUGCAGGCUCGAAUGGUCAAGGAUCAUCUAAUAAAUUGCCAUAGUUUAGCAUCUCAAGUGCCAGUGUUUGAGACUAGGAAUAGAGUGUUUGUAUAAAGUCAGAUCUAUAAAGCCGUCUCACAUAAACAUCCUCACAAAACACCAUUGAAAUGAGUGGAAACCUUGCAGUCAAAUGGAAGGGGUCCCAGACCAGCAAACAUUGCUUGGACUCCUCUUAGAGCAAGCAUGGACAACAACUCCUGCUCCCUUCCUGUGCUAACAUAGGUGAUGUUAUUUAAAUGUCUUUCAUACAGCUUUAGGAGCACACAUUCUUAUUUUGUGCCUUCACCCUGUGCUUAGUACACAGCAAUGUUCUGAAAAAUGUGCAAAAAAGUACAUUUGUGCUUCCAGAGCAGCUCGAGCCCAGCAGAUGGGGUGGUUUAAAGAUGAGAUUGUCCCUGUCACCACCACCUUCACGGAUGACCAGGGCCAAGAGAAGACGAUCACUGUGCUCCAAGAUGAAGGGGUCAGGCCAAGCACCACGCUGGAGGGGUUGGCGAAGCUAAAGCCGGCCUUCAAGGAGAAUGGCACCACGACUGCUGGUAAGUACCAGGAGCAGAGGCCAAAUUAACAGGAGAUGAAGCAACUGGAGGCAUUUGUAACUUGUGCCAAGGAGUCUUCUCUAUUUGCAGUUAUGCACGUUGGUGAAACGUGCCAGUUCAGUCUCAUUGGUUUGGCUGUUAUUUACGUAAUGCUUAGUAGCUGCAAGAUGCAAAGUGCUGUUAACAGCAGAGGAAGAAAAACCUGUUUGAAAUAAUGAAGCCAGUGGUGACUUGCGUUUGGAAGGAGCCAUAGCUCAGUGGUGGAAUGCAUAAUUUACACUCUAGAGCAGGCAUUCCCAAACUUGGGUUUCCAGCUGUUUUGGGGCUACAACUCCCAUCAUCCCUAGUUAGCCGGACCAGUGGUCAGGGAUGAUGGGAAUUGUAGCUCAGAACAGCUGGACACCCCAGCAUCUCCAUCUUAAUAGGAAGGGCCACUGCCAGUCAGAGUAGACAAUACUGGGUUCUAUGGACAGAUCAUCUGACCUGGUAUAAAGCACCUUUCCACCCAUAAUAUGGACUAGGUUGUUUCUUUUAUUAUGUUUAAGGAAACAGAUAAAAUUGCUCUAAAAGGGUUAUUAACGGUGGAAGCUUGUGUGCGUGUUUGAAGCGGGGUUGUGGGAAAGAAAUAGUGAUACAUUAGAUGGGAAGGCAUAGGCAACAAUUCCUGAACAUUGCAGAGUUUUGCAGCCAAUGCAAUUCUCAGUCAGUAUCAGAUUCUAUACAAAAUAAAGAGACCAACUAAGUUUGUUAUUGGCGCUUUCGUCUGCAUGCACACUUUUUCAGAAGUGUGAAGAAGUGUGCAUGCACAUGAAAGCUCCAAUAACAAACUUAGUUGGUCUCUAAGGUGCUACUGGAAGGAAUUUUUUAAUUUUGUUUCGACUACGGCAGAACAACACAGCUACCUACCUGUAUCAGAUUCUAUGAUUCCCACAUUUGGAGGCCAGCAAAAAAAGAAGUAAACAGUAUAUUGAUCCUCUCUGAAGGCUGUUGGUUAGUUCUGCUCUGAAUAGCUGCCAGCAGCACUGGUCACAGUAGCUGCAAAUGAAUCCUGAUGUUGCUGGAUUUCUGUGUCAAAGAUCACCACUACAGGCAACAGAAACUCCUGUGACCACAUUAACUUAGGCCUGCAAAUGGCUGGGAACAGACAUAGUCUUAAUCUCCCCCCAACCUUUGGUAGAGUUGUGUCAUAACUAACAGGUUUGUGCUGGGCUUGCCAGCAUUCUGUGUAACUAAACUUGCCUCACAGUGCUGAAACCUUGCCCUGGCGUGGGAAAUCUCUCGCCACAGGUAAUUCCAGCCAAGUUAGUGACGGUGCUGCUGCGGUUCUCCUGGCCAGACGUUCCAGAGCUUCCCAGCUGGGCCUUCCCAUCCUCGGGGUGCUGAGGUCGUGUGCAAUCGUUGGCGUUCCACCUGAUGUCAUGGGCAUAGGACCAGCCUAUGCCAUUCCAGUGGCGUUGGAAAAGGCUGGUAAGUUAACCUCGGGCCAGGGGAUGCCAGCCUUUUAGGACCAAUGGGCACAUUUUGGAUUUUGAGUAAGUGCUGUGGGUACCAGUCACAAAAGGGCUGCCAUGGAGCAUGGCAUGAUAAACAAAAUGGAGAGGGUAUGGUUUUUGCCGCUGUCCACCCCCCACCCAGAAAACCCGAGGCUUACAGUAGGAAGUCCACUAUGUCCUACCGGUGGGGAUCACAAAUAUUAAUUUCAUCAACACAAACUGUGAUGCCACUGAUACCUAGUAACAGGGAGAAUUUACCAGUAGCAGGAAAAAUACAGAAGGUGACUGUUCUUCACUCACUCUCGUGCACAUACCUCACACACACAAACAAACCACGGACACACAAGCAUCUCUAACUCUUGCACAGACACUUCAGAUAUUUCUCCCUCUUUCUGCCCAAGUUCAUUUUCUCUCCCCCUCUCUCUCCCACCCUAUAUUCAUAUUUCCCUCCCAUAUCUUGGGGGGAUGAGUCAAACACUGAAAGGGUGGAGCAGGCUAAUUUCACAAUGAAUUGCAACAGUGGUGUUACGAAUAUUAACUGGAAAGGUUUACUUUGGCAUCUUCUCUCUCUCUAACCUGCAGGUUUGACUGUGAAAGAUAUUGACGUAUUUGAAAUCAACGAGGCCUUUGCUAGUCAGGUGAGAUUUGCCCAUUCUGUUCCACUUCAUUUUUAGGGUGGGGUAGGGAGAAGCCCUUUUCUCUGUAUUGGGACCAAAUGGAUUUAGGUUUUUCCAGAGGUGAUGGACUUAGGUGAAAGCAAAAGGGCUCAUUACUUCUCUUGCAAUGCAUCUGUAUUAAAAGCAUCUUGGAUAGAUGAAAAAUGCAAAAAAAGGGCUUUCUAGUCGCAAUAAUUAAGAGGUAGACCGCAUUUAAGGUUCUUGUAGCCCCUGGAUAAUGGGCGUCCAGUCCCUCAGGCCCACACAUAACAGUUCCUGUAUGCCCCAUUCUACACACAGCCUGGGCUGAAAACGUGUGCACCUAUCCUUUAUCAGGCUAUUCGUUCUUCCUUGCAGCCUCCCCUGCCAUGGUCUCCCUUGAUCUUACCCAACCGAUUUGGCUUGAACUGGACUACGGGGCUUUAAGCAGUAGCGUUUCAGGGAUGUGUGAAACCAGUUUGCACAGCGUUGCUGCAAUUCAUCCACCCUUCCCCAUGGAACCCUUUUCAAGGCCCUGGAAGUGGCAGAGGCAGCAGCAGCAGCACUGUGAUGAGGGUGCAAGAAUGGGUUUCACGCAAGAGCUCUUUGCUGCCGUCAGAGUUUUAAUUGAAGGUCCACCUUCAGCAGGGACGCGGGUGGCGCUGUGGGUAAAACCUCAGCGCCUAGGACUUGCCGAUCGCAUGGUCGGCGGUUCGAAUCCCCGCAGUGGGGUGAGCUCCCGUCGUUCAGUCCCAGCUCCUGCCCACCUAGCAGUUUGAAAGCACCCCUAAGUGCAAGUAGAUAAAUAGGUACCGCUUUAUAGCGGGAAGGUAAACGGCGUUUCCGUGUGCUGCGCUGGUGCCGGCUCGCCAGAGCAGCUUCGUCACGCUGGGCACGUGACCCGGAAGUGUCUGAGGACAGCGCUGGCUCCUGGCCUCUAGAAUGAGAUGAGCGCACAACCCUAGAGUCUGUCAAGACUGGCCCGUACGGGCAGGGGUACCUUUACCUUUACCUUUACCACCUUCAGCAUUGGGAACUGAACAUCCUACUUCCAAUUAAACAUGCUCCCCACUUUUAAUAUUGUUAAUUUGCACCAGGACUUGCAAGAAGAAGAAUACCGUUCCCUGUGGUGUUCACUUGGCAAAUGAAAGGAGGAGUUGGACAGAACCCACAUUCCCCUUCUCCCAGCUUUCUGUUUUGAGGAGACUGUGGAAUUGCUUAGUAGCAGCUGGUCCUCUAAGUCGGGAGCUUCUUGGAACUGCAUUUAUUUUUGCCACUCCAGGGAUGUUUCUCCUAGUCGGGCUGGAGGAAUAGGGUUAGAGCGUCCCUUCCUCACCACUCCUUGCACAUCCCUCCCAAAGCUUCGAUAUUUAUAAUGUGUGAGUAGUAGAAAUCCAGCACAUACCAUAGGGGUGCUCAUAUUCCUUGGCCAUGCGUUUAUUCAGGUAAUUCUCGUGUUCACCUAGCUUGCUUCGUUAUAUGCAGAGACGGAGAAAACAGGAAGAGGCGACUUGCGUAACUCUAUUCAGUUGCUUUAAAAUGUUGAAUCUCCUUAAGAAGUCUUAAGGUGGGAGAUUCAGAUGUUGAGACCCCUGGCUAAGUGGAGGUAACACUGACUGGUGUUUCUGCAGGCUGUCUACUGUGUGGAGAAGCUUGGCAUCCCCAUGGAGAAGGUCAAUCCCCUUGGUGGGGCCAUUGCUUUGGGGCACCCUCUGGGCUGCACUGGGGCACGGCAGGUGGUCACUCUGCUCAACGAGCUGAAGCGUAGGGGGAAGAGGUGAGUGUGGAGUCACUUGCAUUAACUCUUAACUUUGAAGUAUGUAUUGAUGCUGCAUGUUGCUAAAGAAAGACGUACUUUUUUAUGCCCCUGGUGCUGGAGGGGUUUGUGUAGGUGGUUUCCCAACUGGUGAAACUUGUUCAGGAGUUACAACUAUCGCAAAGCUUUCUUACGCAAGUUCUAACUGGCAGGAAGAAAUGUAAGACACAUCAAAGGACUUUGUUAUUGCAUGUGUCAACAGUUUGUGGAGCUGUUGGUGUUAGUGCCUUUUGGGGCAGACUUUUUGAUUGGUCCCUGCCACUUCUCCUUAAACUUGCAAUCCAAGUGUACUGUUAGGUUCUACUGCAGUAAACACCUAUUUCUCUCUCCCUCCCCAAAUCUCAGUAACUGAAAUGAUUUUGAAAGCAACUUCCCCCAAUCUUUGGAUAGCCAAGAUGUGCAUGCUCUAGUUUUCUCUCGUACACUGCUUUGGGUAUGUCCAAGCAGUAAAUCAUACAGAGACACAUCAGGCAGCCUCUGGGCUGAGUACUUCUGAAUAAAUCUAGCUCUUGCAGCACACAGUUUAGGAAUAUUGGGCUGAAGUAUCUCAGGUGGCAGGAACUGCAUUCAGCUGCCAUUGUGCCACUUAUUCCAGUUGUCACGUAGGGCAGAAGAGUUAGCUGGUUUUAGUCUGUGUUGCAAAUUCUGACCUGUGUGACCAUGAAUCGGAGUAUGAGUUCAAAAGUAGUCAGUUUCUAAAACCAUGUCCGAUGAAACUAGAGAAUGCAAACAGAGUUAGGCACUAACUUGUGUCCUUCUUUCAGAGGAUAUGGCGUGGUCUCCAUGUGCAUUGGAACAGGGAUGGGAGCAGCUGCGGUGUUCGAGUACCCUGGAAAGUGAACAGAACUCUGGCCUGCUUAACAGCUGGAAGUUUCCAGCACCUCCCCCCAAAUGAUUCAUGAAUCGGUCCAAUGAAAAGAUGCUCAGGUAGCCUGCAGGUGGGAUACAUGCCACAGCGCUCUAGUUCAGUCGUCCCUCUUUGCAGCCUUCCAGCUAAAUCUUGCACAGGGAUGGCAUGACAAGAGAGGCUUUGGGUAGGCAGGAUGGGACUCAGUGUCAUAAAUCUUGACCUGUGCGGCAGAACAAGUUGAGUACCCAUUCCUGAGGGGAAUUCUGCCUAAAGGGACUAAUUAUGUAUUUGGGAGCAGGCUCCAGUAGCACUGGCUUCUUCAGUUAGCCAGCCUAACUCUGCGACACAAGCAUCAGUCAGUAGAGGUCCUCUUAGGACUGACUGAUAAAAGGUACAGGUUGAUAUAGCACUGUUGAAACAGAGGAGGGCUGUGGCUUUCCUUUCCUUAGGGAACGUCUACGGGAAGGUGACUUAAUAAUUAGAGUUCAAAAGCUUACUUUUGGUGGCUCCAAGUGCCCCCCCCAAUAUGCUAAUACAGUGGUACCUCGGGUUAAGAGCUUAAUUCGUUCCAGAGGUCCGUACUUAACCUGAAACUGUUCUUAACCAGAAGCACCGCUUUAGCUAAUGGGGCCUCCCACUGCUGCCGGAGCACGAUUUCUGUUCUCAUCCUGAAGCAAAGUUCUUAACCUGAAGCACUAUUUCUGGGUUAGCAGAGUCUUCAACCUGAAGCGUAUGUAACCCGAGGUACCACUGUAACUCCUAAAACAUUCCUGCCAAUAUUAUGCCAGGUCAGAAGUUUACACUGAUCAUUAAGGAUUUUAACCAAUUAAUGAAAUUUCAUUAAUGAAAACCUCAGUAUGGCUGCCUUUGCGAGACACCUAGUGUCAGAACCUGCGCCUUUAAUAGCAACUAAAUAAUAAAGUUUUCUAAUAACUACUGUUUUCUAGUCCUGAUUUAUAAAAAUGCAACAGCUCGCCUCUCUUAGGAUCUUACUAACAUUCUGUUUUAAAUUUGAAGGCUCGGCUUCUUAGUUCAGAAAUCAAGCCUUCACACUCAAGUCAACAGAAAUAAUGGCCUUUUAUUUUCUACUAUACAUCACCAAAAACCAGGUAAACCUACUGGAAAACUGGUUGGGCACUUUACGUUUUGCGCAUUUCUUCAUACUUCUCAUCAUACGAUCCUUUUCCCCGGACGUAGAGCAGGCAGGGUGCCUCUCCCAGCAUCCCAACAACUGUGAUUAUGGUUUGAUAUUCCACAUCCUCCCUGUUUAAAGGGAAAGAAACACAAUCCAGGAAGGCGGGUGGAAGCCUGCUAGUCUUAGAGCUGCCUACUAGUGGCGAUGUCACGCCACGUACAUUUAAACUCCUCUCCCAGAGGGAUUUCCAGCCACAGACACUGAUGGCAGCAUGCGAGCAAGCCCUGAAUGUAUGCAGUUACUCUAUACUUUGGAAGGUAGAAGUAGCAGGAUCAAGCUCUUGCUUACUUAAUUUAUGUGGUACUCUGCCAGUUAAAAUCUUGCAACUGUAUGCUAGCUGUGUUGCACUCCUGAUUUUAAACCCCCCAUGCCCAAGUGGAUAAAGAAAACUUGCUGCUGUAUCUGCCUCAAGUCUUUUAGGGCAGCGCUAACUCACCCUCCAGCCUUCCAGAGGUUGCUGGAAACUGGACUUCAGAAUCCAACAUCUGGAGGGGGCAAAGGUUAGUAACCCUUGUUUUGGGAGGUUACUGGAAGUGGUGAAUUUAGCUUUAUAAUGUGCCCUAAUUCUAGCUCCUUGACACAAUUUAUAUUUAAUACGCAAGUAUUGCUCUCUGAGCUAGAGAGCCCAUCUGCCCUAAGAUACUUCUGCAGCUACUGCUUUCUUGUACACUGAAGACUCAUAGGUUACCCUUUUGUAUGGAAAACAGGUCUGCUCCAGCUACCUCCCCACUGUCAGUGUGAACUGCAAAAGUUAUCAGAGGAGGCGCUUAGGAAUGCAGUCACUGCAGCCAAUACACAAGGAAACAUGGUUUCAUAAAGCCCCCCUAAUUUACCAACAGGUUGGCAGCUUUGGUGGUAACCCUACAAAAGCCAUGCAGAACAUUAACUCGCUUCAUGUCCUACCUUGGGGUGAAGCGAACCACCAGAAGUGUUUUGGUAGGCACGCUACUUUGAUGUGCUUCAAGAACGCCGUUAUUUGGGGAGAUGGAAAACACUUCAGGUUCUUUGUGCCGCUCAUUUUUAUCUGUAAGAGGAAGUGAAAGAGCAAAAGGUAUAUUGACAUUCUUAAUGAAAAGAAAGCCUCACUAACGUCUACUCGCAUCUUUACCAGUUGAAUAAAAUGGCCACUCGGCUUCUGAGAAAGUUGCUAACAGUUGUCCUGGCUUCCAGUCUACUGAAUUCAUUACUCUAAUUUAUCCAAAAUUGUUUUGAAAAUACACUGCAGUUUGCAAAUGUGUGUCCUUCAUUCUAAUGCACCAUUAACACAAUGAGCUCCCACCUUUUUUUGGCAGAAAGGAGAUCUACACAUGUUCUAAAUUAAACAGAUUCUAUGAUUUUGUUAAAAAAUAAAUGGACAUUCUCACAAUGCAGCUUCCAAGCAUAUGAGCCUUCUUAACAGAGUGGGAGAUGUCAACCUCCCAAUUUCUCUUACCUAGCAAAGCUGUCCAGUAGCUCCUGCAUCCACUUGUAUUCAUCACAAGGACAGCUUCGGACCUCGUUUGAUUAACAAGGCAGAUUUCAAAAUCAAUCGUGUCACAAGAGAGCCCAAGUACUGGGACAGUGAGGUAUGCAGCCAUGGGCAGUGCCUGCAAAGGUAUAAAACAGGGCAAGAGCCUUUGAUAAAGGAGGAAUUGUGCAUUGACAAGGCAAAGCAGACUGGGAAGACGAUAGGCCAGAGCUGAUCUAUGGUAAUUGCCCAUAUACAUAAGAUGUUAAGCUAGCUUGGUGCAAGCAUCCCAGAGCAUUUCUAGUGCAGCUUCUAGGUGUGGACACCAGAUCUCUUUGGAUGCUUAAAAAAUAACAGCUAAAAUUCUGGGGGUGAGUUGUGGGAUUACACACACUCUCCCCUGUCUAAGUAUAACUCUCCCAAGCUGGGUAAGCAUUUCUGCCAGCGCCAGUGGUUAACCAGGAUCCAACCUACCCAUAAAGUACAUUCAGAUGGACCUCCACACAGGAGCCAGUGUUUUCUGCGGUUUUGUUUGUUUCUGCUGCAGGGUAAGAGCAGAAAUCUUAAGAUUGCUGCUCUGGGCAACAGCUUCCUAACCGCCAAUCGGCUCUACGCACAACCAGACACUGCUGCGGUCAGGGAGACCUUGUUGCUCUUGCAAUUCAGUUUGGCAGUCCAUAUUUCUGGCCAAAAAAAGAAGUGGGUACGGCAAGGAAGACAUGUCUGCUCAGCCACCCACCCCUCUUAAAGAUCAAACUUGUACUUAAAAACUAAUAAGCUUUGGAAGACUAGUAACUGGUCUGGGGGUUAAUAAAUCUGUCCUGCCAAAGGUUGUGUAUAAAAUAACUUUAAAAUAUGAAAGAAGGUUGCAACAAUAUGUGGUAAAGUGGGCUUAAGCAGGUAGAGGCAGUAAAUCAAUAUAUUCCCAUACUUGCAUUGGCAUAUUUCAAAGUACAGGUGAUAAGCAAAAUGUGUGUAAGUGGGUAGCCCUGUUGCAGUAAAUACAGCUUCUUGCCCAACAGCAGCUGACCAGGGUAGCUCCCAUAUGCCAUUGUGAAGCCCUUGCGAGUCUUUUUUUCUGGACUUUUGGCUCACUGACAUCAAUCUGCAUACCUGGGUUGCUUUGUUACUGUAUUCAAUGAUGAGAUUUUGCUUAAACUCUAGGAUUUUGUCUCCGUUCUCAAGCUGUAGCACUUGAAGCCCAGGCAGGAACUGGUCUUCCGGGAGAUGUUGGUAGGUUAGUAACUCCAGAGAUGUGUGGAAUGACACCUUUACCUGUGUGUAAGCCAGGCCAAAUAUGUUAAUGACAGAACCAUGUUUGCAGGAAAAAUGAUGUGCUGUACAUUAUUAUUAUUAUUAAAAUUUGUAUACUGCCCUAU
This is a messenger RNA of Podarcis lilfordi (Lilford's wall lizard), 19182 nucleotides long. Lineage: Eukaryota; Metazoa; Chordata; Lepidosauria; Squamata; Lacertidae. The record is from the annotation of a GenBank genome assembly.